This is a messenger RNA of Beauveria bassiana ARSEF 2860, 2121 nucleotides long. RefSeq lists its product as uncharacterized. The coding region runs from base 1 to 2121 and encodes 706 amino acids. Lineage: Eukaryota; Fungi; Ascomycota; Sordariomycetes; Hypocreales; Cordycipitaceae. The record is from RefSeq and is a predicted model, not a curated record. The transcript has a single exon.
AUGGCACAGCCCGCCACCGCCUCCAAGCCUCGAGGCUUCUCUCGCUUCUCAAAGGCCCUGCCUUCUGUCCCUCAGCUUCUCAGACCCUCGUCCAACUCGUCUUCCGCAUGGUCAUCAACCUCACCGCGCUCUGCCUCUCACCAGCUGUCACCUCUGCCGCCUCCACCAAAAGACCUCCCCAACCCGCCGCCUCCGCCAAAGGAUCUUCCCGACCUUCCACCUCUGCCAAAGAACCUCCCCGACCUGCCGCCGCCACCACACGAGGACGCUUCCCACGCCCACGCCGUGCCGCCUCAGUCGUUCGACAAGUCUCCUUCUCUCCCGUCCAUACCGGGCGCCUUUCCCUCGGAGCAUACUCCUGCCGCCUCCCCUCAGAAAAUGUCGAUACCCAGACGUCCCGUUGGCGGAACCAACAAUGUCAUACUCUCACCCUUUCCUGAGCCUUCGCCCACCGCCUCCAUUUCGAGUCUGAUUUCAGCCUAUUCGCGACCCUAUGAGACGCCUACCACAACUCCUCACACUGCCGUAUAUCCCGACACACCUUUGGCCUCUAGUCGUGAGGCUUCACCUCCGCCAGAUGCCCCGGCUGUCCCGGACAAGACACCUGUUGGUGCUACCAAUCACAACAGACUGCACGCGUCUCCGUCCAAUGCGUCUUUGACCGACAGAAAUGAGGCACCUGACCCUCCGUCGAAACCAGAAAUAUGGCGCCGCCGCCCUCUAAAUGAUAAUCGCGAAAUCUCUGAGUUGAAGCUCGACCAUAGCCACGGCUCAACCAUUUCUAGCGCCAUGUCAAUCAUGUCCGCCUCCACCACCUCUACACAACGGCCACCCACAGCCUUACAGGACGAGUCCUCACAGUCCCAGCCUGCCAAGACAAGGAAACCUCCGUCUACUGGCGGUCUACCGGGCCGCAACGUUCGGCCCUCUGCCGCGCCCGAGGAUGACGCCCCAUCUUCAACCACUUCUGCUCAACUAACCAUAAACCCAUUACUAAGCAAGCAGUCAUUGCCUUCUCUUCCUGAAACCGCAGCCGCGCCGCCUACCAAUCGCCCUCCGACGCCCGAAUAUCAAAAUGGAGAGUCCCGCGCCGCUGUCGUCACCACCUUUACCUCGCCCGCUUCGCCCGCUUCAUCCCCAGAGUCAGCCAACAGCUCUUUGCCCGAAUGCGCCCAAGAACUCCCUCCGCCGCCGCCCAGAAAUCCUAACAGGAACGCGCCUUCCAGCACCGUGACCAAGCUUGGCCCUGUCACGUCUACAUCGACGCUCACUGAGAUGCUGCGCCGCAAGCCUGUCACCUCAGGUAUGCUCAGCACUGCACCAUCAUCUGCAAGUGUAGCUUCAUUCGCCACUGCACCAUUACCGACAAGUGAAGUUUCGUCUGCCACUGCACUAUUACCGACAAGUGAAGUUUCGUCCGCCACUGCACCAUUACCGACAAGUGUAGUCUCGCCCGCCGUUGCGCCGUCGCCCGUUAAUGGAGACCCUUUCGCCAACAAGUCUGAGCUGUUAUCCGCCACGGGCCCUUCGUUUCCCAGUGACUCAAGGCGCGCCAACACGCCCGUGAGCGCCUCCGCACCCUCGGGCCAGUCUCGUGGCGCUAGCAGCAGUCCGACUCGCCGGUUCCGACGCGACCCGGACCAAACUCCGCGCCAGCAGCGCCGUCCUGCCAGCGACCCACGCAUCGUCCAAACUGAGCAGGGCCCAAUGUAUCGCGGCCGAGACGGCACUCUCUAUCCAGAAAUGAAGAAUCUGCGCGAACCCGACCCUCGCGCAUUCCACUUUCCCACAUGGAAGGGCAAGGAGACGACGACAACUUCAUUCGACGGCGUUCAUGCCGCGCCGGCACUCAACGACUCACACCAUUCGUGCUUCCAAAAGCACGCCAUCAUGCACCGCCGCACGAAUCGACACUACCCGCUGACGUGCCAGACGUGCAGCAAGGCCAACGCAGACGACCGCUGGGCCUGCACCUUUUGUCACCUGCGCAUCUGCGAGUCCUGCUUUCGAACGUUUGACACGAAUCAGCGCGAUUUGAAGAAGCUGGUGGCCACGAUUGACGGCCGCACGCCGCUGAGUCUGUCGUCAGAUGCGCGCUCAGCAUCUGCCUUUGGCCUGUAA